Messenger RNA from Andrographis paniculata, 1203 nucleotides. RefSeq lists its product as uncharacterized. Lineage: Eukaryota; Viridiplantae; Streptophyta; Magnoliopsida; Lamiales; Acanthaceae. The record is from RefSeq and is a predicted model, not a curated record. Bases 256 to 1020 code for a protein of 254 amino acids. The transcript has 3 exons.
ACUGGAAUAUUGUUUCCGUCGCAAACUGCCAAGCAACCAGUGUGCCGCCUUAAUUCACCUGUGCGUGCCGUGCGUGUAUUCAUUGUACUAUCUGUAUAUAUUUAAAGGAUACAGCUGUCGUCGUCGUUUUGCGUUCACAGAUUGACUGACACAGUCGUUUCCCAAUCCCGGCAGAGGCUGGUGAUCAGUUCCUUCCGAUAUCUAUUAAUUAUGCUUUAAAGUUUCUGCAAAUUAUUUUAAUAAAUUAAUUCGUCAAUGGAGAUGGAGAAUUUAUAUCUUGAUUACAUUUUGGUGCCGAUCGCCCUGCUGCUCAUGCUCGUCUAUCAUGUAUGGCUCCUCCGCCAGAUCAUCCGCCGCCCCGCCGCCACUCUCAUCGGCGUCAACGCCAUCAACCGCCGAAUCUGGGUUCGCGCCAUGAUGCAGGACACGUCCAAGUUCGGAGUUCUGGCGGUCCAGACGCUCCGCAACAACAUAAUGGCGUCGACGGUGCUGGCAUCGACGGCGAUCAUGCUGAGCUCGGUGAUCGCGGUGCUAAUGACGGGCGGCCGCGGCAGAGCGGAGCUGCCAUUUCAGAGCAGCAAGCUAGGAAUAGGAUUUUCCAUAAAACUGUUCUCAAUCCUGGUGUGCUUCCUGGUGGCGUUCCUGCUGAACGUGCAGUCCAUCAGGUACUACAGCCACGCCAGCAUUCUGAUAAACGUGCCAUCGCCGAGCAGGAUGAACAGCAGCAGGGAGGAGAAGAAGAAGAAGGACCAGAAAACCAUGACGGCGGAGAAUGUGGCGAGGAUAGUGAAUCGAGGGAGCUAUUUCUGGUCCUUGGGGCUGCGGGCAUUCUACCUCUCGCUCCCCUUGUUCAUGUGGAUAUUUGGAGCCGUGGCAAUGGCCUCAAGCUGCUUCAUCCUUGUUUUCGCGCUUUAUUUUCUGGAUGUCAGCAGCUUUCAUUGCAGUGGAGAUGAAGAAGAAGAAGAAGAAGGCGAUGAGGAGAAAGCAGAUCAUGAUCGGGUGGUGGUCAUUACUCAUUAGAGUAAGUCUUGUUGGAUGAUAUACAUGCAUACACAUUAUAAAUAUUGCCAUUAUAUAUAGAAUAAAAUACCUACACUCAAUCCAAGUUGAGUUGGGCUCCUGAUAUAUAUAUUUGAUAAGAGUGAGGACUUGGACAUGUCACUCAAAUGUCUACUACAAGAGCUUUUUCUUUGCUUUUCAUUC